Messenger RNA from Diatraea saccharalis (sugarcane borer), 1074 nucleotides. Lineage: Eukaryota; Metazoa; Arthropoda; Insecta; Lepidoptera; Crambidae. The record is from the annotation of a GenBank genome assembly.
AUGUUAGUAUCAGAUUGUUGUUUAGAACACACGGUCAUGUCGGAAAAAAUAGCAAUAGUCACCGGCGCGAACAAAGGUGUCGGUUUUGGGAUAGUCAGAUGUUUAUGCAAGAGGUUCGACGGCGUGGUAUAUCUGACGUCACGCGAUGAGGCCAGAGGAAAACAAGCGGUAGCCGUUUUAGAAAAAGAGGGUUUCAGUCCUCGGUACCACCAACUGGAUGUAGCUGACAUAUCAUCGGUGGCCAAGUUUCGUGACUUCGUAGAGAAGAACCAUGGAGGUAUAGAUAUAAUCAUAAACAACGCAGGAGUAGCUCCCGGAACAGAUGAAAAUACCUACGAGCUGAGUAAAAGUGUUAUUGAUAUCAAUUACGGAAGCAUAGUAAACGUUGAGGAACUACUUUUCCCAUUAUUGAGAGAGAAUGCGAGAGUUUUGCAUAUAUCUAGCGAUUGUGGCCAUCUGUCUAACGUAAGAAAUAAAGAAUGGAUAGAGAGACUGAGUAAAAAAGAUCUAACUAGGAAAGAUAUAAAUGAUUUUGUCGAGUGGUACCUCGAUUCUGUAAAGAAAGGUACUUUCAAACAAAGUGACUUUGCUGAUAACGGAACCAUACCGUCGUACAGAGUAUCCAAAGUCGCCAUGAGUGCAUUGACAAUAGUGCAGCAACGAGAACUGGAACCGAGAGGUAUUAUAGUGAACUCUAUGCACCCGGGGCUAGUCAGCACAGAUAUGACAACUGGAAUAGGUUUCUACAGCAUAGAUGAUGCCGCAAGAACACCAGUCUAUCUAGUUCUAGAGGCACCGCCUACUAUAAAAGGCGCUUACGUUUGGCAUGACAGAACUGUCGUCGAUUGGUACGACUAUAAAGCCAAUUAUUAUUUCAAAAGGAAUUCAAUAUUUAUACAACUAAUCAAAAAUACCUUUUCUAAGAUCCACAUCCCUCUUAUCCCAUCGACGUGGCUACUCAGUAAUUCAAUAUCCCCGGCUCUUGCAUUUGUCGUAAAGCAUAUAAGCGAAACGUUCAGUGCGAAUAAAUCGACAUGCACAACAUACGGAAUGAUUGAUCGCGCACGCGAAUGA